Messenger RNA from Anopheles cruzii, 1692 nucleotides. It is a transcript of the gene Rae1, whose product is annotated as protein Rae1. Lineage: Eukaryota; Metazoa; Arthropoda; Insecta; Diptera; Culicidae. Gene Ontology annotation, biological process: transcription-dependent tethering of RNA polymerase II gene DNA at nuclear periphery; RNA export from nucleus. Gene Ontology annotation, cellular component: nuclear pore. The transcript has a single exon. Bases 110 to 1195 code for a protein of 361 amino acids. The record is from RefSeq and is a predicted model, not a curated record. Gene Ontology annotation, molecular function: RNA binding; ubiquitin binding.
AGACGCAAUUGUUUGGAACGGAGUUGAUUCCAAUGUUUUUGGCUUUUGUGGUGGAAUUUAGACCGGUUUCUUGCAGAUUGUAACGCGUAUCGGACCGCUUCUGGCCACCAUGUUCGGCACACAACAACUCGCCGCCAAUACGGGCUUCGGCAACCCCACCCCAACCACGGCCAGCAACCCGAUGAAGGACUUCGAAGUGAGCUCACCGCCCGAGGACACCGUUUCGGCGAUGGAAUUCAGCCCGGCCACGCUGCAGCAGAACUUUCUGAUCGCCGGCAGCUGGGACUGUAGCGUGCGCUGCUGGGAAGUGGAGCAGUCCGGCAAGACGGUUCCCAAGUCGAUCAAAACGAUGGGCGGCCCGGUGCUGGAUGUGUGCUGGGCGGACGAUGCCAGUAAGGUGUUCAUCGCGUCGACCGACAAGCAAGUCAAGUGCUGGGACCUGGCCUCCGAUCAGGUCGUUCAGGUGGCCCAGCACGAUGCCGCGGUGAAGACGUGCCAUUGGGUGAAGGGAACCAGCUACACGUGUCUGAUGACGGGUUCGUGGGACAAAACGCUCAAGUUCUGGGACACCCGGACCCCGCAGCCGAUGAUGUCGAUCCAGCUGCCGGAGCGUUGCUACUGUGCCGACGUCGACUACCCGAUGGCGGUCGUCGGGACUGCCGGGCGCCACGUGCUGAUCUACUCGCUCGAAAACAAACCGACCCAGUUCAAGCAGCAGGAGAGCCCGCUCAAGUACCAGCACCGGACCGUGUCCGUGUUCCGCGACAAAAAGAAGGCUCCCACCGGAUACGCACUCGGUAGUAUCGAGGGGCGCGUGGCCAUCCAGUAUGUUAGCCCGUUGAACCCGAAAGAUAACUUUACCUUCAAAUGUCACCGCUCCAAUGGUUCGACCGGCUACCAGGACAUUUACGCCGUGAACGACAUCGCUUUCCACCCUCUGCACGGCACGCUGGCAACGGUCGGCUCGGACGGAACGUUCAGCUUCUGGGACAAGGACGCUCGCACGAAGCUGAAAUCUUCGGAAACCAUCGACCAGUCCAUCACCAAGUGUUGCUUCAACAGCAACGGCCAGAUCUUUGCGUACGCCGUCGGAUACGACUGGUCGAAGGGCCACGAGUACUACAAUCCGCAGAAGAAAACGUACAUUUUCCUUCGCUCGUGCUUCGAAGAACUAAAGCCCCGCGUUUCCAGCUAAGCGCUGGGCCCCGUAAAUUCAAAUCCCACGGUCUGCGGUCUGCUACAGAGCGAACAGAUUUAUUAUUUGAAGCGUUCUCGAUCGGAAAUAAAAUCUAAUGCAUGAUUAGCAACAACCACACGACUCGCGCGGCACUUCUUCCUUGGGGUCCUACUACGUUAGUGGUGGCUCUUUUCAUCGCCAUGCCCGUUGCCGUGACCGUGUCCGUGUCCGUGGUAGUCCACGCCGAGUGCAUACUCUACACCGAGCGUGGCAACGAAGGCAGCAAAACCGAGCGGGAAUCCCUUGAACAGGAACGUUACGAGCCUCGCACGAUGGGUGGAGAACUGGGCCACAUUGUAGCGCCACACUUCGUUCCUUAGCCACGGGUCUUUCAGGCCGCGGCGCGCCAGGGCACGCUCUACUUCCUCCAGUUGCGGCGCAUCAGCCACCUUGUAGAUCGAUGCAUCCGGCACCUUGUACGGUGGCCCGUGACCAUGCCCGUGGCCCAUGUUCGC